AUGAGCGACCCACACUUGCGUCAUGUGCUUCCCUGGCACGAUCUCUUGCAUGCUUUCAAGCAGGGUGAUGGCAGCGAGAUUGUGCUGCCAUCAGGUGCAUGUGGACUCAUUCAUGCCCGCACCGCGGAAGUGCGCCUUCAAGUGCAACAUCGAAAGUAUCUCACUGAGGAGAUGGUUUGCAACGAUCUGAGUUGCUCGACAACAAGUAAGAAGACGUUUUGCAGACCUGCAGGGAAGGGCAAGAAGGAGGUCUUUCGCAUCGGUGAUAGAAGAGACCGCGGUCGAUUGAAAGACCCCAUCGCUGCAGCUCACUCGGUCGAACGCUUCCUGGCUCUCUUCAGCAAGGCCAUGGAAGACUUUGCCGUUCAGGAGAUCGCGAAGUACCCCGCUGAGCGCAUCCGCGGCCACGCCUUGCCUGCGCCGGAGUACCUGGAGGAAACUUUGGUGAAGUUCCACGCAGGCCAAGAGAUCUAUAGACCACAGCAUGACCUUUUUUGGGCACUCUUGAGCGAAACCAACCGCUACGAGUUCUUGGAGACGCCCAGGCCUGAGGCGGAGCCGGACGAUGUGCUGCUUUUGCUGUCUUUGGCGCAAAGGGGGGAGAUUGAUGUCCGGAAUGCCUUUGGAACGACCUAUGGAGGUCAAGCGGUCGGAAAUGGCUUCCGUUUCUUGAUCAUGCACCACAUUCUGCCCUUCUAUCUUUGGUGCAAUGUCAUCAUUGCUUGCGGGUGGCAGAACGAACCCGAACAGUGGGGCCCAUUGGCAUUUCCUGCCGAGCAGUACAACCUCAGGAGACAGAUAAGCGAAGACUGUGAUUUUUUCACCUUCGUUCCCAGUUGGAGGCGGCUGAUCUUGCCAGACCUCCUCUUUAUUGACCUCGACGUGACCAAAGAAGUCCUCAAGCGAUGCUUCCGGUUGAUGUAUCUGACGAGGAUGAUGUGUGCAUGGACACCGGAUGGCUGGGAUGUGCGGAAUGCUUUGGGACCAUGGGCUCCGGAGGACAUGCGGGGUCUUUUCGAGGAUCUUUUUGGGAUCCCUUUUCGUGACGUGGAGGACGCAUAG
This is a messenger RNA of Symbiodinium natans, 1062 nucleotides long. NCBI's taxonomy places the organism in Eukaryota, Dinophyceae, Suessiales, Symbiodiniaceae. The record is from the annotation of a GenBank genome assembly.